Messenger RNA from Ruditapes philippinarum (Manila clam), 1078 nucleotides. RefSeq lists its product as uncharacterized. The record is from RefSeq and is a predicted model, not a curated record. Lineage: Eukaryota; Metazoa; Mollusca; Bivalvia; Venerida; Veneridae. The transcript has 6 exons. Gene Ontology annotation, cellular component: trans-Golgi network. Bases 231 to 932 code for a protein of 233 amino acids.
AAUAAUCUCGUGACUAACUGUUAUUGUACUGAAAUUACUUGUUCAUUUCAAUUUGUUGUAAAUAUAAAGUUAUUUGUUCGAGAUUUUAUUCAUUUUAUUAUUUAUUAUAAUCAUUAUACACUCAAUUAUUUAAAGCUGUUGCUUUACAGUUAUGUGUGUGUUAAAUUUGAACGCCAAUUUUGAUACAUACUUUUCCAUAUAAAAACAGAGGCGAGGCUUAAGUUAAAGUGAUGGCGAAGGCAUUUGACCUAAUCCGUACAACGGCCAAGUAUAGGCAUAGCUCAAAAGUUACAGACCUCGUUAUAUUUAGUGUUUUAUUUAUUGGACUUAGUGACGGAAAAACUUGUAAUCAGGAUGGAAACUGUAAAUGUACGUUUGAUGAUGACAGUGGAACAGUGGAUUUAUCUGCUAUAGGUAGACAGGACGGCACGCCUUUAAUGCAGGACCAUUUUGCUCCAGAUAACUAUGCAUAUUCUUUCAACCCGUGCUAUCCAUUUACAGAAGGCACAUGUGUUAACGCAGCGGCAUGCCAGUACGAUUUAAACAAUAACAUAUACUACAACAUAGGAGAUUCGUCUAAAGUUACACUUUCAUUUGACGGAUCGAACAUCAUUGGAACCUAUGUUGCCGACGACGGUGCCAGGAGUUCUACGGUGACCUUUCAAUGUGACCCCAACACUGACCCUCCCAUAGCCACUGCUCAGGGAGAAACAAGUACCACGGUAUAUGGUUUUACAGUAGUUUCAAAAUAUGCUUGCCCCCAAGAUUCAGGACCAAGGUCCGGACCCGGCCCUGGUCCUAAUACGAGUCCAGGUUACCUGAGUCCAGGUAACCCGAGUACAGAUAACGGAGGCAGUGGCGGUAUAAGCCCUUGUUCAGUAAUUGUUAUUAUAUUUUUUGCUUUGCUUGUUGUUUAUCUAAUAGCUGCAUAAACCCCUUCAAAGAAACAGAAGACACUCAGCAAUAUUUCGAGACUUGAACGUGAGAUAAUGUUUCAGCAAUAACUUUUAUAAUUGAAUGAGAUUAUAUGUAAAGAUGGUCUUAUUUUAUUUUAUGAAAUAAACUGACAGUAACAGUA